Messenger RNA from Carassius carassius (crucian carp), 998 nucleotides. RefSeq names its product free fatty acid receptor 3-like. The coding region runs from base 44 to 970 and encodes 308 amino acids. Gene Ontology annotation, biological process: G protein-coupled receptor signaling pathway; cellular response to fatty acid. Gene Ontology annotation, molecular function: G protein-coupled receptor activity. Lineage: Eukaryota; Metazoa; Chordata; Actinopteri; Cypriniformes; Cyprinidae. The transcript has a single exon. The record is from RefSeq and is a predicted model, not a curated record. Gene Ontology annotation, cellular component: plasma membrane.
GGCUGUUUUCUAAAGCAAAGAACUUUACCAAAGGCCGAUAGUGAUGUCAGAGGAUUCGACAGGGUUUCUCGUCAUUUAUAUCAUCACAUUCCUGAUUAGUUUUCCUAAUGCUGUGCUUGCGUUCUGCUCAUGUAUUCACAAGAUUCUCCAUAAACCUAUCCCCAUUGACAUAUUUAUGUUGAACCUCACUGUUUCUGACCUGGUCUUCCUCACCUUCCUGCCUUUCAAGAUGAAAGAGGCCACAGACGACAUGGUUUGGAACAUGCCCUAUAUCCUGUGCCACUUUAAUAUGUUCAUGUUCUUUCUUCCUUUCUACUCCAGUGGCAUGUUCUUAACAGCAAUAAGUGCUGAGCGAUAUGUUUGUAUACGAUUUCCAAUGAAGUAUAAAAGUCAAAGGAGAAACAUCUAUACAAUAUUAAUAUGUGUCGCCAUCUGGGCACUUGUUAUAGCACUCGUAGCAUUUGGUUACAAGGCCACAUACACCGAUUCAGAAAUACACAACACUACUAAUCAACAACCUCUGGUGACAGAACCUCUGAGAUGUUAUAGUCACUUCACUGCAACACAGCUGAGAGAACUGAGUAAAAUACGCAUGGCUACCCUGGCAGUAAUAUGUAUAUCUUUCAUCAUUUGCUGCUUCUGUUAUAUCAAUGUCAUCUGUAUUUUGCUGAAGCUUCCUCUCAUUAACCGCUGUCGCAGGCUCCGGGCGAUUGGACUGGUUUUGGGGACACUUCUUGAGUUUACAGUUUGUUACGCUCCUAUCAGUGUAUCAUACAUAGUUGGCUACAUCAGACAAGAAAAUCCAAGCUGGCGUAUGAAAGCUUUAAUGCCGACCACUUUAAAUGCAUGUUUUGAUCUUAUUAUAUUUUUCUGUAUCUCUAGGGAGAUGAGAAAGGCAAUCUGUGUAAUUGCAAAUGCUUUGUUUCAGUUAUAUGCCAAUUCAAAGAAGUUUGUGUUGUUGUGCACUUAAAUAUUUUAAGUUUUUAGAAGAGAUUGUG